Molecule: messenger RNA, 6091 nt
Organism: Meira miltonrushii
Lineage: Eukaryota; Fungi; Basidiomycota; Exobasidiomycetes; Exobasidiales; Brachybasidiaceae
Exons: 1
Coding region: 198-5906 (1902 amino acids)
Biological process (GO): COPII vesicle coat assembly; Golgi organization; autophagy
Cellular component (GO): ER to Golgi transport vesicle membrane; endoplasmic reticulum exit site
Source: RefSeq, a predicted model, not a curated record
AAACGUCAUCACUUCUGAUUCAAUAUCUUAAGCGUCUCCCCCUUCAUCUGACCCUUUUUGGUAUAAUAUCAGAUUGGUCAUCAUCUUUUUCUUUGCUUUUGGUUAGCUACCGGAUCGACUUUACCCUCUUUGGUGACGUGGACAAGGUUUGGGAAAGCUCCUUUCUCUAGAAAGCUGUAUUCUAUCCUUACUGCACAAUGGAUUCAACUGUACAUACACCUGCCUCAACUGCAGAAACAGCGGCCACAACUCCUGCCUCUCAAGAUGGUUCAACGAUAUCACAGAACAAUCCAAAUUCAAGACUAGGAGGUCAUGCUGCAAAACAAAGCGUGGCUAACGCAGCGAUGCUCUUUGCAGGAGGUUCAGAUGACCCAUUUGCAUCUUUUGGUGCGAUCGAAGAAGAGCCUGAACUAGCAGCAGAAGCAGUAGAAUCUCAUGAUCCAUUCUCGACAAAUGGACAUGCUCCAGCGCAAGAUCAGCACAAUAAUGGCUCUUCUAGUCUCGGCCAUACGAACGUCACAGAAUCACAUAAUAUUCCAUCAAAUCUGGCCAUCCCUUCUAACAACGCAGAUCAAGCCACAGCUAGCCUUGCAAGCCCACAUACUCCAAGUAAUUUGUUCGCUGAUAAGUCUUCAUCGGAUCUUUUUGGACCGCCAAAUCCCACUGGCAAUGAUGAUUGGCUAGGUGGAGAUGCAGCGCAGGAGCCAGCGAACGAUUCGCAUCAACAGCAAGUAGAUCAUUAUGGUCAGUAUGAUCAGAGUGGACAUGCAAAUCACUAUAGCCAAGAAGGCUACAAUGCGUAUGCACCACAAGAUUCGAAUGGCCAACAGGGAUAUGAACAGCAAUAUGCGUACAACAAUUACGAUCAAAGCCAGCAACAGUACCCUGGGCAUGAGCAGCAUCAGUAUACCGGGUACGAGCAGCCACAAGAGCAGGCUGGAUAUGAUCAAGGACAAUACGCUGGAUAUGCUGCUCAACAAGACAAUGGCUACCAUCAGCAUCAGUACUCGGGCUAUGAUCAACAGCAAUAUACUGGUUACGAUCAAAAUCAGUACGCUGGAUACGAUCAACACUCGCAAAAUGGCUAUCAACCGCAAAGCACAGGUUACGAUCAGCAGCAGCAGACUGGAUAUCAGCCUCAGAACACAGCGUAUGAACAGCCCCAGCAAAACGAAUAUCAACCUCAAAAUCAAGCAUACGAUCAUCAACAAUAUGCAGCAUACAAUGGUUAUGCACCACAACAGCAAGGAGGUUACGAAGCAUACAAUGAAUUACAACCUCAGGCAGGUCAUGACUAUUAUGCACAACAGCAAGAACAGCAUACAGCCUAUGAUCAGCAGCAAUCCGAUUAUGGGCAACAGCAGCAGCAGCCGACCUACUCCGCCUACGAGCCGCAACAUGGCGCCCAAGAGCAACAGCCGGAGUAUGGACAUCAAGAUCACAAUCCGGAGCAUCAACAACAGACAGAAUACGGCGCGUACGAGCAGCAGCCUCAACAAGAAACAAAAGGUCAUGAUCAACAGCAACCUUCGUAUGCCGCGUAUGACCCAGAGACUACUGAGAUAAAUUCAGGAUUCGAAGGGUAUACACAAGGAUAUCCUACCGAAGCAGGUCAAGAUCAUUCCGAUCAAAAGAACUACUCAGGCACUCAAGCGUCAUCAGCGUACGAUCACAGCGAGCCUGUCAAUCUUGAAUCUGCGCCGAAUGAACCAUUCGCUGGCUCAAAUGGAGGCAUCGAAGGUGGUGUAGAAGAAGGAAUUGUUGCUCAGGACGUCUAUGGAAAUGAAGAAGGCCAUGUAAGCCAAAUUGGCCUGGACAAUUCAGAUACGCUAGAUGCAGAGGGUCUCACUGGUUCUCAAGAGCCCAAGAAUGAUUUCUUUGAAGUUUCAGGCCCCAACCAAAAUGGCGAGAAAGAGAGAGGAGUAGAUGCAUACAACCCUGAAGACCAAUCCAAUGGUUAUGCUCCAAAUCCUUACGCUCCGCAGUAUGGGCAAAGUAUAGAAGGAGUAGAUCACGAGCAAUCAUCCUUGCAAGACCGACGUCCAUCGCAAGGUACUUACUCAUCGUACGCACCAGAAGAUCAGGCAUCUUAUGCUCCGCCAUCGCAUACAUCAGAGCAGGCGUACGCACCUUAUGCACCCUCUCAAUCGCAACCAGAAGAGCAAUUGUAUAAUCCAUAUGCGCCAUCAACACAAGGAUAUACUCCUUAUGCGCCUGCGGAAGAUCAAGCGAAUGUUUCGUACGCUCCUCCAUCGCAAUCGGAAGAAAAUGCGUACGCACCCUAUGCUCCUCAAUCACAUGCAGAAGACAAUGCAUACACACCUUAUACUCCAGCAGGACAAGUAGAUGACUAUGGCUUUGCAACAAAUGCUACUCAAAGUGCAGCAACGACGAAUGAGUACUCGGCGUAUGCACCCACAAGUCAAAGCUCAGCAUAUGAGCAAACACCAUAUGGUGCUGAUCGUGCACUUUCCUCGUACGGUGGAUCACAUUCAGGCGCGCAACAACAUGAGACCAAUCCUGGCCGAGCAAAAAUACCACUAGCAUGCUUUUCAAUCGAUGGCAAGCUGAUCACAUAUUUCCCAACUUCGAGUGUAUCAAAUCAAGAUCUUGCCAAUGGAUCAUCAUUUGGAAAUGGAUAUGGUGCUUUGCAAGGUUCGACUCCAUCUCAAGUGACGAUUCGUUCUUUGUCAAGCGUGAUACCUUCAACAACGUAUGCCACCAGUAUGAAACCUUCAAGCUGUCCUGGUCCGCUUUUCGAGAUCGGAGGAUCGCAGAUCAGUGCACUUUCAAGGGCAACGGGUUCUGCAGCUUCGACAAACAAGAACAAAAAAGCAGCAUUGAUCAAGCAUUUACAAGAUGCGGCCAAUGAUCUUUCGAGCGGUUUGAGCUAUUAUCAAGCAAGUAAGCAUGCUUUUGAGCUCAAAAGGCAAGAAGACAGAAUCUUGCUCAUUCGUAUUCUAUCAUUAUUGCUUGAGCACGACGGAAAUAUGACCAGUAAUACAGCAUUCGAUAAAGCUGUCAUUGAUUUGAUGCUCGCUGAAGAUAGCGAUCAAUCUCAUGCAAGCACGGAGCAGCAUGCAAAUUCCACGUCGGCUUCGGUGGUCCCAUCGCAGGAGGAGAGAAAGGUAUUACGAGAGGUUGAGCAUUGCCUCAUCAAGGGUGAAAGGAGAGAUGCAGUAACAUUGGCCAAAGACAAUAAGUUGUGGACACAUGCUGUGAUCAUUGCUAGCGGGAUGGACAAAGAUACAUGGCAAGAUGUAGUCAGAUCGUUCAUGGAUGAAACACUAGACGAUAGAUCUGAUCAAACGUUAAAGACUGCAUAUGGACUAUUUUCGGGUCAAGAUGUGAAGGCGACAUAUGACCUUUUCCGACCAAAACAAUCGCUCAAUACAUUUUCUGCGCCUACAGUAGGCGUAGAGCAUGACGAGAAUUCAGAAGCAGCAAAGCAAAGUCUUGAAAGAAGAAAGGACUGGAAAAGAAGCGUAGCAAUGAUUCUGGCUAAUCGUUCAUCAAGUGAUUUAUCGCAUUUGACGGCUAUUGGAGAUGGUUUGAGCGUUGGAGGUUGGCUAGAGGGUGCACAUGUAUGCUAUCUUUUGUCCUUGCCUACCUCAGGCGUAGACGGUUUUGAUGGACCAGGAGGUGCUCGGUUGACUUUACUUGGCACACACAGCCCAGCCGCAAGUUCUGCUUACCUGCGUGAUCUAGAUGCAAUUAUUCUUACAGAAGUUUUGGAAUUCGCUUUGAGCCUACGCACUGUGCCCAAAGGAGGUGAACAAUUCCAAGGCUUGCCACAUCUACAAGCAUAUCGUAUCGUUCACGCUUUGUUCUUGGCAGAAAUGGGAGAGACAAAGAAAGCCUUGAAGUAUUGCGAAGCAAUCACCAAUCUUCUCAAAUCUGGAAAGAUGAACAAAUACUACCAUCCAGGUCUACUGCAACACUUGCAAGAGCUUUCUGACCGUCUUAGCGGAGGUGAUGGAAAGAACAGUAGUCCCAACAGUGCAGGAAGCGGAUCUUGGGCAAAGAAGAAGCCAACAAUGGAUGGGGUUUGGGGUGCUCUAGAGAACAGGUUUACCAAAUUUAUUGCUGGAGAGGACGAUGCUUCAAAUACCAGUAAAGACUCAGCUACUGCUGCAGGUCAGAAUGGUAGCACUGGUAAAACGAACAAUCAAGUUGGAGCUUUCACGCAUUACAGUGCUAUCACCCCAGAAGCUACUUCGAGAGACGUCUCUCGCGUACAAUCGUAUACUGAUUUCCAUAAUUCAAGCUCAGGUCAACAUCCAUACAAUGCCUAUGGAGGUUUGUCUUCCUCGCAUGCUCCACCACAUUCAACCUCGUCCAAUGCAUCUUUCAGUCGCCCCGCUUCUCGUGCCAGCAGCACAUUGGAUGUCCACGGCAGUACAGGUCGAUCAAUUGUGUCGCCAUUAAGUCAAGCUCAUCAAUCCAAUGCUGGAUACGUAUCGUAUGGUUACGCAAAUCGUAAUCCUGCGUCUGCUUCAGCCACAAUGACAACGAAUUCUUCCUCAACCGAAGAGCAAGCGUAUAGCGAUUGGCCAACGAGUGCAGGUCCUUCUCAUCGUUCUCGUGAUCACAGUCAUUUGUCGCGGGGAAUGGAUUCGUCUUUUGAAACUGAAUCAUUCGAAGGACCUUACAAGACGUCAACUACGCGAAAUGCGCCAUGGAACGAUGGCAGUUCGUUCAGCGGAGGCGAUAGCACAUUGCAUGCGCCACAUGCCAAUGGACAUGGAGCAGAAGGAUCGUACGAAGAAGACGGUGGGCAGACAACAGGUGAAAGUGACAGGUAUGGAGCUUCGAGCAAUUAUACGACAUCGGAAGGUCAGCCUUAUUAUGGUUACGAAGCACAUGGAGCAACGGAGUCGACUUUUGUGUCAAAUGUCGAUCACGAUCUCAACGAUGGAGGCGAAGGCCAAGACCUUUUAUCGCCAAUGGAUGCUUUGGGUGGAACACCUACCCCAACUUUCAACACAUAUGCUCCGCAUUCAAACGCCAGACAAAAUAGACAUAUUGAUGAUGACGAUGACGAUGAUGACCUAGGCUUCGGAAAUACUGGAAACAAGAGGGUUCAACGAAAUGCAGCUGGUCAGAAUAACGAAGAUGAUAUGAAUGGAGAAGACGACUCAUCACCUGGAGUGACACCAAAAGCCAGUACUUAUGAUCAAAAGAUGGGGGGAAGAGGUGAAAGCGAAGGUGAUAAAUCGACAGAUUCAGCAAAGACGGUUGAUAAGCAAAGUGACGAACAAAAGCCAUCUAGCUGGUUCGGUAUCGGAAGAUUGUGGGGUUCAAGAAAAGGUACACCAGAUCCAACGGAAGCCAAAGCUACGAAGGCACAUAUGGGUAAUGAAUCUUCAUUCUAUUACGAUAAAGAAUUGAAACGAUGGGUGAACAAAGCAGCAGGUGAUACACCACAAGCUGCUACCCCACCACCACCACCUCCCCGUGCAGCAACAGCAUCGCCGUCAGUUGGACGUCCGAUGGGUGCUCCUCCUUUGCGUGAAGCACAAAGAGCAGUUUCAAGUUCUCAUCUUGCCGGAAGUGGGGGACCUCCUCCUGCGAGAUCAUCUCCUUUCUCACCACCUCCACGAUCAUCCACCUCUUCAACCAUCAGCGAAUUGGGCGAAGAUGGAGAAGGAGAGCCUGGCAAUGCUUCACCACCAGUCCGUCCACCCAAUUACUCUACUUUGUCUACCGGCAGUUCAGGACCUAGAGCAAGAUCCAAUCUGGCCGAUCACAGUCAGCCACCAGCUCUUCAAUCGAACAGGUCGUUUUCGGCAAUGUCGGAUGCCAGUGCAGCAGGUGGAGCAACAGGAUCUGCUCCGCCUAGACCACCACCAGGAGGAAGUAUGAAGAAGAAGCCGAUCAGUAAACGAUAUGUGCGUGUGGAUUAAAUGGAUUUUACGAUUGAUGCAAUUUUCAUGCUUUUUAUAAAACAAGAUUUAUAUAUAAAUUUUUUGUGACUUUUAAACGAUUUGUAAUGUAAUACGCUUCCUCAUGAAAUUUACUUAGAAGUGUGCCUUUUUUUUAUCGCAAAAAUGAAUGUCAUUGCCAUUUGGUAUGCUACAAUUCUCCCUUU